Closterium sp. Naga37s-1 is the source of this 661-nucleotide messenger RNA. Lineage: Eukaryota; Viridiplantae; Streptophyta; Zygnematophyceae; Desmidiales; Closteriaceae. The record is from the annotation of a GenBank genome assembly.
AUGGCUGUGCACUGCAAUUUGCACGACUUUGCGUGUGGGGCUGCCAUUGCCUCCCCUCCUGCUCUCCGAAUCGUCCCUCAUCACCAGAGUACUCACCUGGCAUCAAUCGAGCUGACUUUUGAGUCGACUCAAAAGUCCUCUCCUGCUCUCCGAAUCAGCGAGCUGGGCGUGGCGCCUAUCAUCCGCGCCGUGGUUGGCGGGGGCACGGAGGGCUUUAAGUGGCAUGGCGAGCUGGACUUGACCUCCAUUCGCCCCAUGGUGGACGACGGGGGAACGGAAGGCUUCAAGGGGCAUGCGCGGGUGCUCAUCCUCUUUUCCUCCACCCCUCCUGCCCCACCCCCGUCUCCACCCCCACCACCAGAGUACUCCCCUGAGGGCGAGCUGGACUUUGAAUCUAUCCGCCCCUGUUUGAGGCGCCUCAAAGAGUAUUCCCCGUCAAGGCGAGCUGGACUUGACCUCCAUCCGCCCCAUGGUGGACGGCGGAACGGAGGGCUUCAAGGGGCAUGCCUGAGUGCUCUUUCUUCCUACGCAGUGUCCCCUCCUCCGUCGACUCCUCUUUAUCUUCAUCCCUCACCACCGCCAGAGUGUUCCCCUGAGGGCGAGCUGGACGGCGGCACGGAGGGCUUUAAGGGGCAUGCGAGAGGCGAGCUGGGCUUAACCU